CAGAUUUCUUCAGAUUUCGAAUUAUGAGCAGAGGUUCCAGUGCUAUAUCGUCAAAUGCCUCUACGAAACGAAACACAUAUUCAACCUUAGCUGGUGGUGAUUAUCUCAGCAAGGAGGAUGAAUACAGUCGAUUGAAUGCAGAAUUGGAAGCGCGCACUGCUUCUCUGUUGAAGGAUGCGGAGUCUGUGUUAAAACAUAAUGAGAAGUUGCUGGGAGAAGAUGGAGAUACAAGCGAAGAAGUUCAUAUGAGAUCCCGAGGCAUUGGAUUCUCAUUUGGAGAUGUCCGCUACGAAGAAGAAUCUUACGAGACAUCACAUGACACAAAGUAUGACUCGUCCAAUGCCUAUGCAGAAGACACGAAUGAAGAUCCGAAAUCGUUAGAAAUGUCACAUGAAGACUAUGGAAUGUCUCUUGAGGAACAACUGAGAUCAGGUGGUGGAAUGGGUGGGACUCAAGGGAUGCCAGGAAGUUCUGCAGGCACUGCAAGUGGUAGGAACAGUAGAGCAAUGACAGCCAUGGGAUCCAAUGGUAAUGUCCUUCAAAACAAGGGUCGACAAGGAGCGAAAAGUGCUUCCGCAGUAUCCAAGCCAAUUACUCCAAAGCGACCAGUCUCAGGAGUUGCCAGAACAAACAAGACCCAAAAUGUCAAAUCGAAAGCUGAUUUUGUAGCUACUCCUAGUCAAGUGGCAGCUGCAACAUUACAAAGCACGAUAGCCAGGAUAGAAAAAGAGAGUGAUAACACAGCAGGAGAAGCCGAUAACACCAAUGAGGCAGAUGACCUUGGAGUUGCGAGUGAGUUGGGAUCUGCAGCUGUGAACAGAUUCCUGAAGGCCAAACUAAGAGUGCUUCAGGAGGAGCUAGACCGGAUGUCGAGGGAGUUGAACAAAAAAGAGCAGGAGAAUCUGAAAAUGCAGCACAAGCUGAAGGAAGCAGAAGAAGAGCGUGGUAAACUGCAGAAGUCGACUAAUAACCAGCAGAGUCAGGUGGACAAGUUCAAGAGGACAGUGGACGAGUGGCGGAGGAAGAGCGAGUCGGCCGAGUCACAGUUGAUUCUACUCAAGAAGGAGUUGGAGGCAGUGAAGCGUGAGGCGAACAAGGCGGGGGGAGGUGCAGGGGGCAAGUCAGUGACAGAAGUGAGACUGAACAGAGCCCUGGAGGAAGUUGAGAAAUACAAGACACAAUUGGCAAAAGUUAACCAAAAUUCGAAAGAAACUUCAGACACAGAGCGAAAGAGAAUGGAACAGCUGAUAAACGAAAACAAGAAACUAGAGAAACAGAAGUCAGAACUGAUUGCGGGGUUCAAAAAACAACUCAAGUUGAUAGAUUUGCUGAAGAGGCAGCGAAUGCAUAUCGAGGCUGCAAAGUUGCUGCAUUUCACAGAAGAGGAGUUUAUGAAAGCGCUUGAUUUGGGCUCUUAAUUUUUAGAUCUAAACUUAGAUCGAAGUUUUAGCUGCUGCGACCUCUCGCUUUUAUUAGCAUAAGGUGGUUUUUGGUGUAUCAUAUGAAGAUAAAACCAGCUAAGCCUCAUCUGAUAAGUUAAGAGAGUACUACAAAGAAAAUUAAUUAUUUCAGGUACCUGAAAAAAAAACAAGACGGCAAGAGAACUUCAAAAAAUACUGAAAAGCCCAGUCUUAAUUAUUUACCCUAUUUAUAUUUCAAUUUACUUGAGGUUUUUGUUCAUAGUAGGUGUAUACGGGAUUCCAAAUCUCCAAAACCUACCACCUUCCGAAAAUUGCGAGAUACUUUUUAGUUAAAAAAGAGGCGGUGUCGCACCUAGUUAGUCGUUAAAACAGCUUUCUGUCGUUACUUUAAAUUAUUUGUAAUGAUGUGCCAAUUGUUUUAGUUAUUUGUAAAAUAGCUUGAAAGAAAGAAAAUAGUGUAAAAGUGUAAAUAAAGAGCUAGUGUUAAAUGUUUUGAUAUAUUUUUUAAGAUAAUAUAUUGAUUCAUGAUAAA
Symsagittifera roscoffensis is the source of this 1953-nucleotide messenger RNA. RefSeq names its product testis-expressed protein 9-like. The coding region runs from base 24 to 1418 and encodes 464 amino acids. NCBI's taxonomy places the organism in Eukaryota, Metazoa, Xenacoelomorpha, Acoela, Convolutidae. The transcript has 8 exons. The record is from RefSeq and is a predicted model, not a curated record.